Messenger RNA from Puntigrus tetrazona (Sumatra barb), 1979 nucleotides. RefSeq names its product hes family bHLH transcription factor 2, tandem duplicate 2 (gene hes2.2). The transcript is spliced from 3 exons. The record is from RefSeq and is a predicted model, not a curated record. Lineage: Eukaryota; Metazoa; Chordata; Actinopteri; Cypriniformes; Cyprinidae. The coding region runs from base 286 to 876 and encodes 196 amino acids. Gene Ontology annotation, biological process: regulation of neurogenesis; anterior/posterior pattern specification; regulation of transcription by RNA polymerase II. Gene Ontology annotation, cellular component: nucleus. Gene Ontology annotation, molecular function: protein dimerization activity; RNA polymerase II cis-regulatory region sequence-specific DNA binding; DNA-binding transcription factor activity, RNA polymerase II-specific.
AUAGUAGUGCAUGACCAUAUUUCUCUAAACAUUAGGAAUGAGCAAAAAAUAAAACAUAUUGUAAAACAUAAAUCUACAUGUUGGAUUAUUUAAAAAAAAAAAAAUAGUGAGGGGUAUAAUUUAUACACGCUACAGACGCGUCCUUUUGUUCUUCAGUCUAAAGUUAUUUGACAAGAGGAGUUGUUUGAGGCUUGGGGGCGUUUCCAUGACGCUCCAGACAGGGAUAUAAACCCCGCGCGGAACCUCGGUCCUGUACAGACGACCUCUACUCACACCAAGCUCAACAUGGCUCCUAACGCCACUGCUGUAACUGCUCUGACUUAUGCGCCCCGCACCGUGGCCAUGAGAAAAGAAGCAAACGAACUGAGAAGAACUCUAAAGCCAUUACUGGAAAAGAAACGGCGAGCGCGCAUCAACGAGAGUCUCAACCGAUUAAAAGCGCUCAUUCUCCCUCUCACAGGCAAAGACAAUUGCCGUUACUCUAAACUGGAGAAAGCUGAUAUUUUGGAGAUGACGGUCAAAUUCCUGACUGAUAUUCAAUCCGCUCCAUCUAAAGAUAGCGUCGAUAGCUUAAAAGAUGGAUACACGGCUUGCCUCCAGCGCGUUUCAGCGCGCCUACCGCAAACCGGACUCGACGCAGAAACCCGCCAUCGCGUCAACGACUUCAUCCAGCAUUCAGUGACGCUCAAGACCCCAGCCUGCCAGAACUGCUGUGCACAGAGCUCCAAAAUGAUGACACAAAUUCAACAAAAACUCCUCAAUUUAAAAUCUAGCAGCUCAAAAACCGUAACCCCGGAAAAAUGCAAGGUUGCGAUUGCCGGUCGACCUAAGCCUGUGCCACUGAUCGCCGAUUCCAAAGUCUGGAGGCCUUGGUAGAUCUACCGUCCAGUCUGCUAUUAUGAUCCUUUCAUUCAAGCCUUUAAGAAAUGUAUAUAUUUGCAAACCGUUAUUCUCUUGUAAUGUUUUUAAUUUGAUGAAUACGUCUCAUCGAAUCGAAUAUGAGUAUUGUAUACUUGGUUUUCCAGUCCAGUGUAUAGUAAUGGAACAGACCCGUUUGAAUCGUUUAGUUUUCAUAAAGAUCCUGCGCGUGACCUGUAUAUAACGUGGUUAGAUUUAUGCCCUUCUGCGGGAAAAAUCGUCGGUGGCUCUUGAAAACGCCUAAGUAAAACCCAAAGGGUUGUUAAUUGUAAGAUAUUUGCACUUCAUACUUUAGUAUUAUGGGUUGGUGCAGAUUGUUAAAUGUAAGCACUCCGUGUUGUUGUUCACCGAAAUCUCUAUUUUAGGAGAUGUGCUAUUUAUUUCCCUGUUUAUACAUUUAUGUGUUGUGCUACAUUUAUGUUGAUGCACUUGUGUGUUAUGCUACUUUUUUAUAAUAAAAGUUGUAGGCUACCCAUCUGUUUUCCUUGAAUUAUUCUCUCUGAUCAAAUGAAAAUAAUAGACACAAUGGAGAAACUCGUUGUCAUAUAACAAUUACGUGGAUUGGCGCGCAAACGAAAACAGAUGUGUGUUGGUGUGGUGAUGCUCUAUAAGCGUAGCCCUAUAACCACAAUUCACUUACGAGAAUUAACCAUAGGUUUAUCGUAGUAAAAGUGUGGCAGCCAUGUUUUUUUGGCGUAUUUAUUACCAUUUGUAUAACCACAACUUAACUAUAAAUACAAUGGUUAAACUAUGGUUAAUGUAGCAAAACCAUGAUUAAUUUGUGGUUGCAAUGGUAUAACUGUAGUGACCAUGUUUUUUAGUAGGCCUAUACAUUGCAUAAUGCAGCGUCACGUUGGGGAAAAGCAUCUGCCACAUAAAUAAACGCAAACAUAAUAACUGACGGCGUCUUCUUUAUUCAUGUUAAAGGUGUACGCUUGCAUGAAAACCUGGUCUCUACUGCCACCUUUCGGCGGUUUGGUUACUGAGCGAACUGAACGAGUGAAAUGUUUAGAUAAUUUGUAAGCAAUUGAUUAACAUGCUGGUAAACCUAACGAUUAAAG